Molecule: messenger RNA, 1759 nt
Organism: Rhodamnia argentea
Lineage: Eukaryota; Viridiplantae; Streptophyta; Magnoliopsida; Myrtales; Myrtaceae
Product: protein trichome birefringence-like 34
Exons: 5
Coding region: 442-1740 (432 amino acids)
Cellular component (GO): Golgi apparatus
Molecular function (GO): O-acetyltransferase activity
Source: RefSeq, a predicted model, not a curated record
GUUCGAAUGCGUUUAGCGGUUUGAAUCAUUUUCGGUUCUUCUCACUCAAUUCUACGUGUAUUUGAUGCCGACAAUGGGGUACAUGAUUCAUUUACACGAUACGAAUACUGACACGAGAUACCAAUUACAAAAUGAAAAUCCGAAUAUGACACAACAAGUCAUGCUAGCUUUACACAUUUACACGGAUGGACACAAAUCUCAUCGUAAUUAAUUUCAAUAGUGGUAUAAAUCGAGAAGACAAAACAAGGUUGUCUAGGGACAGUUUGACUCAAAAGAGGUAGCGGUUUCUUUUUUUCCAUAUUUUCUUUAUGGAAAAUACCAAUGCCAGAAUCUCCUUCUCCCAUUAUAUAUAGAAGAACCGAUCACCGAAACUUAUCUUUGCACGAAUAAUACAAUCAAUACACAGCUUUCCUUUUCAACCUUCCAAGCGGAGGACAUAAAAUGCGCCAUCAGAGAAUCAAACCAAAUCAAAUGGCACGCACAGCCCGGACAGAGGCCAAAUGGUGGGGACUCAGGAGCAUCUUCCCUUCCCUGGUGGCUCUGCUCGUCGGCACCAUCAUCCUUGCCGCUGUGUACCCUGCGCACAAUGGCGAGGAGCAGUCAUCGAUCUUGCCGGUGGGAGAUAGAGAGUCGCUCCUCUCGGAGCCGACCAUCAUGGCACCACCGUUGUCCCUGACCUUGUCAUCGUGUGACGUGUUCUCGGGAAGAUGGGUCUUCGACAACUCAUCGCGCCCCCUGUACAAGGAGGGAGAGUGCAAGUACAUGCGCCAACUGUCUUGCAGGAAGCACGGGCGGAAGGACUCCAAGUACCAGCAAUGGAGGUGGCAACCCCAUGGCUGCGACCUUCCGAGGUUCGAUGCGACGGCGCUGCUAGAGAGGCUGAGGAACAAGAGAUUGAUGUUCGUGGGGGACUCUCUCAACAGGGGCCAAUGGGUUUCUCUCGUUUGCAUGGUGAAGUCGUCGAUCCCUAAGAAGCGAAGAUCCCACACGGGCCGUGGUCAUGGCAUCCCUUUGAUCGUCUUCAAUGCCCUUGAUUAUAAUGCAACAAUUGAAUUCUAUUGGGCGCCAUUGCUGGUGGAAUCCAACUGUGACGAUCCGGUGAACCAUCGGAUAGACGACCGGAUCGUUCGAGUUCGGGCCAUCGAAAAGCAUGCAAGGCAUUGGUCGGACGUGGACAUCCUCGUCUUCAAUUCCUAUCUUUGGUGGAGGCAAGGACCCAAGAUCAAAGUUUCAUGGGGAUCAUCUGCAAGUCCUGACAGAAAAUACGAGAUGAUGAAAAUGCAUCGAGCAUACAAGAUCGCUUUAAACACUUGGUCAGAUUGGAUCCAAGUUCAUGUAAACAGAUCGAAGACCCAGGUGUUCUUCGUUGGCAUGUCUCCAACUCAUGAAAGAGCCGAGGAGUGGGGUGGGAUUGCGGGUCACAACUGCUUCGAAGAAACAGAACCGAUCACCAAAGAAGGGUAUAGGGGAAGCGGGUCGAAUUGGCGGAUCAUGCCCGUGCUCCGGAAGGCGAUCAACAAGCUCCGGAAAAGAGGCCUCAACGCUCACGUGCUCAACAUCACGCAGCUCUCGGAGUAUCGCAAGGACGCGCACACGUCCAUCCACAAACAGCAAUCCAAAAGCCUCACUCGACAUCAGAUCGCAAACCCCGCCACCUACGCAGAUUGCUUCCACUGGUGCCUUCCGGGACUGCCCGAUGUGUGGAACGAGCUCUUGUAUGCUUACAUUUUACAUAAUUAGAUGCCUAGACAUAAGAAAU